Impatiens glandulifera is the source of this 2460-nucleotide messenger RNA. Its product is annotated as probable galacturonosyltransferase 13. The record is from RefSeq and is a predicted model, not a curated record. Lineage: Eukaryota; Viridiplantae; Streptophyta; Magnoliopsida; Ericales; Balsaminaceae. Bases 369 to 1970 code for a protein of 533 amino acids. Gene Ontology annotation, molecular function: polygalacturonate 4-alpha-galacturonosyltransferase activity. The transcript is spliced from 6 exons.
CUUUCUCUUUCUCCCUCCAUCCUUUUGUGUAUCUCUGCUCCUCCGUCUUUGACAUUGCUUCGAUCCAUGGAGGGAGAACAGAUCAUCGGAUCAUAUACAUGAUUCUUUAUUACAGAUUGAUUGAUUGAUUGAUUGAUUGUUUUAACAUAUAUUUGAUUUACAAAACCCUAACAAUUGUAAUUCUUUGUAACCCCAAUGCAUUGGUCUUCAAGAAAGUCUUUGUCGGUAAAUCCUAUUGUUGGGACCGAGUCGUCAUAUGAUCGCAACGGAGGGUCUGAUGGUGAACGAUCUUUUCUUAUUUUCAGAGGAAUUUCUUUUAGGUGUCAGUUCUGAUUCUAGGGUUUCCAGAAGGGUCUGUAGAGGCGACGAUGCAGCUUCACUUCUCACCUGGCAUGAGAAGUAUCACAAUAUCGAGCACCAAUGGGUUUAUUGACUUGAUGAAGAUCAAGGUCGCAGCUCGCCAUAUCUCUUACCGCACACUCUUCCACACGAUCUUAAUAUUAGCUUUUCUGUUGCCUUUUGUCUUCAUUCUCACUGCUGUUGUCACCCUUGAAGGCGUCAACAAGUGCUCCUCACUAGAUUGUUUAGGUAGACGGUUGGGACCCAAGCUUCUUGGUAGGGUUGAUGAUUCAGGGCAAAGGCUGGUUAGAGAUUUACAUAAGAUUCUCAAUCAAGUUGGCACUGAGGAAAUCCCAGAUAGCCUAAAACUACCAGAGUCAUACAGUCAACUUGUUUUGGAACUGAAAAAGAAGAAAUACAAUGCAAAAGAAUUUUCCAUGAUUUUAAAAGGGAUGAUGGAAAGAUAUGAAAAGCAGGUGAAGGAGUCAAAAUAUGCAGAAUUGGUGAAUAAACACUUUGCCGCAAGUUCCAUUCCCAGAGGCAUUCACUGUCUCUCCCUGCGUCUGACUGAUGAAUACUCUUCUAAUGCUCAUGCUCGUAGACAGUUGCCUUCACCAGAAUUACUCCCAUCGCUCUCAGACAACACGUGCAACCACUUUGUCUUGUCUACUGAUAAUAUUCUAGCGGCUUCUGUUGUGGUUACAUCUGCUAUUCGGUCGUUCACAAAGCCUGAAAAGAUAGUUUUUCAUGUUAUCACAGAUAAGAAAACUUACGCGGGCAUGCACUCAUGGUUUGCAUUGAAUCCUGUCUCGCCAGCUGUUCUUGAAGUAAAAAGUGUUAAUCAGUUUGAAUGGUUAACAAGAGAGAAUGUACCUGUGCUUGAAGCUGUUGAAAAUCAUAAUACUAUCAGAAAUUACUACCAUGGGAAUCAUAUGGCUGGGGCUAAUCUAAGUGAGACCACUCCAAGGUCACUUGCUUCGAAAUUGCAGGCUAGAAGCCCCAAGUACAUUUCACUGCUAAACCAUCUUCGCAUAUACUUGCCUGAGUUGUUCCCUAACCUUGACAAAGUGGUUUUCUUAGAUGACGAUGUUGUAAUUCAGCGCGACCUCUCUCCUCUAUGGGAAAUUGACCUACAUGGAAAGGUUAAUGGAGCUGUUGAGACUUGUAGGGGUGAAGAUGAAUGGGUAAUGUCAAAGAGAUUCAAGAAUUACUUCAACUUUUCGCAUCCCCUCAUAGCAGGUCAUUUGAAUCCUGAUGAAUGUGCAUGGGCUUAUGGGAUGAAUAUAUUAGAUUUACGGGAAUGGAGAAAGACAAAUAUAAGAGAGACAUAUCAUGUGUGGCUAAAGGAGAAUCUGAAGUGGAACCUGACAAUGUGGAAGCUAGGAACCCUUCCACCAGCGCUGAUUGCAUUUAGAGGUCAUGUACAACCGAUCGACCCAUCUUGGCACAUGCUAGGUUUAGGGUAUCAGAACAAAACCAAUCAUGAGAACGUUAAAAGAGCUGCAGUUAUACACUAUAAUGGCCAGUCAAAACCAUGGCUGCAGAUAGGCAUUGAACAUUUGCGACCGUUUUGGACCAAGUAUGUCAAUUACUCCAACGAUUUUAUUAGGAAUUGCCACAUAUUGGAGUAGUUACUCUCAACCAAAGGAACUUAUACAGCAAAGAUGGCAACAUAUUAAAUCUUAUUACCUUUUUCGAUUCAAGGAUAAUCUCGAUACAUGCUUGAGACUGGGAAAAAAAAGAGGGGAGCUAAAUUGGUUUCAUUGUUCAUGGGUAUAACCAUUCAUUCUUUAGAUAUUGUAAUAUAGCCAGUAUAAGAGUUUCCUUUUUUGGGUUAAAUGCACAUUUUUGUGGGGUAUUCACCACUGCCAACAAAAUAAUGGGGGAAAUCAGAUGGUGUCAUACAAAGCAGUUAUUUCAAGUGAGGAAUGAUUUUCAUCACAUAAAAAAAACAUCAGUUUCAUAUGUUGUGUAUUUCAUUAUUUUCCUUCCAUUCUUAACUCUUGUGUGCAUUUUCAUUUGUUCACUGGAUUCUUCUAUAUGCUUCAAUCACAUGAACAUUAGAUUUUAGAGAUGAAUCUGUUAUGGAUAUAUCCCUAUUGAAAUGGGUAUUAGAUUUUA